CUGGAAAAACAACAUCGCAUUCAUCAGCUAGCAUGAAGCAAAAAAUGACGAUCAGUCUGCCGAUAAACGUGGAUAAAUGUCGAGCAAAGGCUAUGAAAAUUGCCGUGGGUGUUGCAGGAGUGAGCUCGGUUAACAUAGAUGAAGCGAAAAACCAAUUGGUGAUCAUCGGUGUGGGGGUUGAUUCAUUUGAGUUGAUAAAAUGCUUGAAGAAGAAAUUCAAGUGUGCGAGCAUUCUCUCCAUUGAAGAAGUGAAACCACCACCACCAGCGCAGCAGAAAGAUGGUGGGAAGAAGGAAGGUGAUAAGAAAGAAGGUGAGAAAAAAGAUGGUGAUAAGAAGAAGGAAGAAGAGAAGAAGAAAGGAGAUGAUUGCUGUAAACCUUGUCCUUGUCCUUGUCCUAGGCCUUGUCCGCCGCCUAAUCCAUGCGUGCAGUAUUACCCGGUUUGCCAACCCUUUUAUGACCCAUAUCCACAAAGCACCUGCUCCAUUCAAUGA
This is a messenger RNA of Ipomoea triloba (trilobed morning glory), 494 nucleotides long. RefSeq names its product heavy metal-associated isoprenylated plant protein 16-like. The record is from RefSeq and is a predicted model, not a curated record. The transcript has 3 exons. Bases 33 to 494 code for a protein of 153 amino acids. NCBI's taxonomy places the organism in Eukaryota, Viridiplantae, Streptophyta, Magnoliopsida, Solanales, Convolvulaceae. Gene Ontology annotation, molecular function: metal ion binding.